AUGAGUUUGCAAUAUAGAUAUCAAAAAGAAGGAAUCCAUUUUGAAAUUAUUAUUAUGUUGUUGUUGACUGUAAGAUAAAGGGAUGAAUUAAAUUAAGCAAUACAUCAUAUCAAUUAAGAGCACAUAGGUAUUUAAGGUUGAGGCAGUUGAAGGAUAGAUAGAGUGAAGCUAAUUUAUUGGAAAAAAAUGGAAUUCUAUUGUAAUGUUAUCAAAAAAGAGUAAUAAAUUUGGAAUAGCAGGUAGAACAAUUGAAUGAAUAAUUAGCAUAAGCUGUCAAAUUACAAUUUAAUAAAUGUACAACAAAUAAAGUUAAGAUAUUGCUCAUGAUGAAAUAAAGCUUGAAGCUAAUAGAAAAAUUUUAAUUAGAAGGAAAUAGCAGAAAUGAAUUGCAUAACAUUUCAUCCCUAAUAUUAAAUACUGGAUUCAGCAAGUAAUGA
Molecule: messenger RNA, 437 nt
Organism: Paramecium sonneborni
Lineage: Eukaryota; Ciliophora; Oligohymenophorea; Peniculida; Parameciidae
Source: the annotation of a GenBank genome assembly